Messenger RNA from Malaya genurostris, 2251 nucleotides. Its product is annotated as heterogeneous nuclear ribonucleoprotein K-like. Lineage: Eukaryota; Metazoa; Arthropoda; Insecta; Diptera; Culicidae. Gene Ontology annotation, biological process: regulation of mRNA splicing, via spliceosome; regulation of transcription by RNA polymerase II. Gene Ontology annotation, molecular function: mRNA binding. The transcript has 10 exons. Gene Ontology annotation, cellular component: cytoplasm; nucleus. The record is from RefSeq and is a predicted model, not a curated record. Bases 143 to 1420 code for a protein of 425 amino acids.
CCGGCUUUAUGACUAAUAAUAUUCGAGGAUAGCAGUUCAUUGUGUUUGCAAGCCACGCCAAGCUUAGUCGGAGAAGUGAAAAUUAUAGUGAAAAAACAUAUUUGAUAGGGUUUAUCUGACGGAAAUUUGAGAACGAACAAAUAUGAAGCGUGAAAUCGAAGACUGUCAAGAAGAGGACCAGCAUAACGACGGUAACGACAACUCGGAUAAAAAACCACCAAAUAAGCGGUCUCGAAAUGACGAGGAAGAAGUUCGUUUACUCAUUCCUAGCAAGAUGGCUGGAGCUAUAAUUGGCAAAGGUGGACACAAUAUCCAAAGGCUACGUACAGAGUACCAAGCCCAAGUGAAUGUAGGCGAUUGUACAGGCCCUGAACGUGUCAUCACCAUCGGCGCCGACAUGGAGACAGCAACCAAUGUGGUUAAGGACGUCAUGAAACACUUGGACAAGGCUGGCGAUAAUGAAUACGAACUAAGAGUAUUGGUACAUCAAAGCCUCGCUGGAUGUGUAAUCGGACGAGGAGGAACUAAGAUUAAGGAACUUAAAGACGAAAUCGGUUGCCGACUGAAGAUUUUCUCCAACAUUGCUCCACAAAGCACUGAUCGCAUUGCUCAGGUCGUUGGCAGCGAGGAACAGUGUUUAAGAGCAUUGAACGAAAUAAUCGCUUUGAUCAAGGGCACUCCUAUUAAAGGACCCGUCCACAACUAUGAUCCCCACAACUACGAUGACGUCUACGCUGACGAGUACGGCGGUUACGGAGCUGGAGGAGGUGGUGGCGGAGGCAACGGCGGCUUUCGUAAUGGCCGUGGAGCUGGUGACGGUGGUAGCGGCGGAGGUAGAUUCGAUCAACGUGAUCGAUUCGACGACAGACGUGGUGGAGGCCGUGGAUAUGAUCGUGGAAACGACCGGGGUGGGAAUCGGGGUGGUGGAAUGACCAGAGAUCGUGAGUUUAUAAAUCCAUGGGCACCGAAUGUAAAUGAUAAUCAAAUGGGAGGUGGUAACUUUGGAGGAGGCGGUGGUAGUAGAAACGGAUUAGGGUUGAGUAACUUAGGAGGGAUGAAUUUUGGAGGAUCCGGUGGAAACAUCACCAGUUUAGGAAGCCUGGGUAACUUAUCCAAUGGGAAUAUGGGUGGAUUCGGAGGAAAUAAUGGUAAUAUGGACAACAAAUCUUCCACCCAAGUAACAAUACCUAAAGACUUGGCCGGUGCCAUCAUCGGAAAAGGUGGUGGUCGAAUUCGCCGCAUACGGAACGAGUCUAACGCUUUUAUUCAGAUUGAUGAAGCUCUACCAGGAUCAUCGGACCGCAUUAUUACUAUAACUGGAACUCCGAAGGAAAUUCAGGCUGCUCAAUAUAUGUUACAGCAGAGCGUUCGUGAAAAUCUUGCUGGCGGUGGAGGAGGCGGGGGAUUUAAUCGCAAUUAAAUGCAUUUAAAAUUAUCCUUUACAUGCUAAAUGAUUUAGCCCUAGACGACCAUACGUGCGUUUAGCGCAUGUAAUUGUAACUAACAAAAAGCCACCGGCUAACAAACAAAUCGAAGGAAGAAUCGCAGCAGUAAAAUGUCUUCAUUAUACAUUAAAUGUCAUGAAGGUUGAUUAGUUUGUCACAUUUCAUACUGUAACAUGUGUAGGUAGUUUAGAACCCAGAUCAUUUCUAAGCUACUGUAUAUUUUACAACUGAUUUCAUAAUGGGUUGCACACCAUCGCGGUAGUAUUUUUUUUUUCAAUGUUUAACGUUCGAAUUAUCUGUGUAUAGUUGACUUCGCAGCAUUGAUCUAUUUUUUUGAUUCAAGAUAUUGACGACAACAGCUAAAACACAUUUUAUACACAUAUUUAAACACAAAUUCUAGAACAAGCUUUACAUUAUGAAUAUUACAAUAGUUCUAAUAACGGCCAGUCAUGCUUCAUUCAUAUGUUUUACAUAUAUUGUUCGUAAAAACAAAUCGAAGCAAAUACCCUGUACUGUUAUCGAUUCUGUCUAGUACAAACAGUUACAAAUACUAUAAUCGAGAACUCAAUGAAAAUAACAUUUACCGCAAAUCACAGUACCAAAGGUCAGGUAUGUGCAGGGCUGGAAAUUGAAUGAGAGUUUGAUAUUCGAAUGUGUUUUCAUUUCCAUUGAAAGCAGGCUCAGUAAAUACGCAAUCCUGGAAAAAUCAUAAAAAAGUGUAACGACAUUGAAAUGAGUGCAUACUCCAAUGAAAUAUCCUUAUUUUAUAUAACGAUUUGAGUUCAAUAAACCAUACCGAAGAGCAA